UCUUCCAAUCAGAUCAGUUUCUGGCGAAAAUGACGGGAAUUUGCACGAGAAACACGAGAAAUCUUAAUGCCGUUGUUAUUCAAUUUUUUGAGAUGGUUCCAGUAAGACGAAUUCAGUGGCCGAAUGGAGAGAUAGACGUGGAAGAUCUUGACAUGGAAGCUCAGAGUUAUGUGUUGUCCAAGACUGUCAACAGUGACCUUUGUCGACAGUACCCACCUUCUAUACAAUAUCAAAGAGCGUUUGUCAAGAAGUUACUGACUACGCUUGAGGGUUACAGUGUUGAGAUGUGUGAUGAGCUGUAUGAGACAUAUACCGGACUGUUACAACAUAGAGAUUCAGAGGAGGACACAUUAUGUUACAAGACAUACACAGUGGGUGAAGAUGUGAAAAUAACAGUUCAGGAAUCUGUUAAUAUGAUCUCAUUUGGAACAACAGGACUGAGUACAUGGCAGGCUGCCCAGCACCUGGCUGAGUGGGCCAUACAGAAUAAACAGCUGUUUGAAGAUAGGCAUGUGAUAGAGUUAGGAUGUGGAUUAGGCCUUACGGGACUAACUGUAUGUAAACAGUGUCGUGUAAAUACAUACACAUUCACAGACUGUCAUACACAAGUUCUCGAUCUCCUUGCUCAGAACAUAAAUCAUAACUUCAGUGAUCACAUACAUGCACAGACAUAUGAGGAAGAAAUUUCUAAAGGCAUAUGUGAAUUAAACUUACAUAAAUGUGGUAACCAAAGCAGUUUAAAUUGCGAUAAAACCGACUGUGAUGCAGAAAAUAUAUGUGAUACUAGAUCCAGUCUAGACUGUGACAGAACUUCCUUUGGAUCUGCAGACUGUAAUUUAACCAGUGCUAAGAAUGACUCAAGUUUGUUAAAUGACUCAGACUGUGUUACAAUAGAGAGUGAUACAGUUCCAGAAUUGACUGAAACAGUAGAUCAUGAUGGCUUGAUAGACUGUGGUAAAACUUUGAUAUGCAAUGGUGAUGUAACGUCUGACCAAUGGACUGGUGUGAAAGAGUAUAGAAUAGACAAGUCUUCUUUCUGUAAAUGUAUACAGCUUGCAAGGUUCGACUGGGAGGACAUAGACCAUAAACUGGUUAAACAGUUAGCCGGGACUGAUGUGGUACUGGCAGCAGAUGUGGUAUAUGAUACAAGGAUUAUACCAGCACUGGUGUCAGUUUUGAAGUUGUUCCUUGGUAAUGGGCCAACAUGCACAGCAUACAUUGCUUCUACUAUACGGAAUGAAGAUACACGAGACCAGUUCCUCAUUUCUCUCAGUAAUGAAGGCUUGAAGUAUGAACAGGUUGAUCCACCUACACUACAGCUCUUCCAUUAUGACCGAAGUGUUCCUAUUGAGAUCAUCCGAAUAAAGGCAGUAUCAUAGAUCGUCAUAUCACAGGAAAAUAUAUAUAGUUCAUUACUCACUUAAGCAAUACAUUCCUAGUUCUUGUGAUGAUAAAUAAGUGUUAUUUUGCAUGCUUUGAUAUAUUUUAGUAUGUAAAAAUAAUGGAACUGUUCUCCAGAAAAGAAAAAGAAAAAUAACUGGUGUGAGCUUAAAGAUCUUUAUUUCAGUAAGUUAACUGAAAUCAGAAUGGCUCCAAAAACUUAUUAUUCAAAAUUAAAAACUGGGAAAUAAUAAAAGUGAGUAACGACACAUCAAACAAUAAUGAUCCAAAUCAGGUUUAAGGUUCAUGUAAAGUGUUUGGAGACCACCCCUCAGGUGAAUUUUGAUUUUGGAAAUUUAUUCUUCAAAGACCGUUACUAUUUAUUAUAAAUACACUGAAUUGUUCAGAGGAAG
Messenger RNA from Mercenaria mercenaria, 1793 nucleotides. RefSeq lists its product as uncharacterized. Lineage: Eukaryota; Metazoa; Mollusca; Bivalvia; Venerida; Veneridae. Bases 30 to 1379 code for a protein of 449 amino acids. The record is from RefSeq and is a predicted model, not a curated record. The transcript has 8 exons.